UCCGGCGCUGAGGGGCUGUUUGAGUUGGAAGAAGAAGGCGGGAAUCGAAUCUUCUUCCAGCCCACUGCCCAUUCUCGCCUUCUGGCGGCUUCGGACAGCAGCUCAGUUCAGUGGAACCAUCGUCAUGCUCCAAGGCGGUCUCUGAUCGUCCCCACGUGGGGACGCGGGGGCUUCCAAAUGGGGGACGAGGGGACAGACGGCACCGUCCAUCUGUUGUGCCUCGCCGCCUCCAGCGGGGUCCCCCUAUUCUGCAGGAGCAGCCGCAGCGGCGCCCCCGCCCGCCAGCAGCUCCCGUUCUCUGUCAUCGGCUCUCUCAAUGGAGUCCACAUGUUUGGGCAGAAUCUCGAGGUGCAGCUGAGCUCUGCAAGGACGGAGGACACGACCGUGGUGUGGAAAAGCUUCCAUGACAGCAUCACUCUCAUUGUCCUGUCAUCUGAGGAGGGCACCUCGGAGCUGAGGCUGGAGAGACUACUCCAGAUGGUGUUUGGGGCCAUGGUUCUUCUCGUGGGACUUGAAGAACUGACCAAUAUCCGCAACGUAGAGAGACUGAAGAAAGAGUUGAGGGUGAGGCUUCAGACCAACCUUUCCCAAGAGAGUGAGCAUGUUCCCUGGGCAAGCUCUGAAGGCACUGCCCUUUCCCCUCCCACCUCCCUUACCCAGGAAGCCCUCUCUGGCUUCGGAGAGGCAGCCGGCACGGCCUUCGUCAGCCUGGUGGUAUCGGGCCGGGUGGUGGCAGCAACAGAAAGCUGGUGGCGGCUGGGGACGCCGGAGGCCGUGCUGCUCCCCUGGCUGGUGGGGUCCCUGCCGCCUCAGGCCGCUCGUGACUACCCGGUGUACCUGCCCCACGGGAGCCCCACGGUACCACACCGGCUGCUCACCCUGACACUGCUGCCAGGCCUGGAGCUGUGUCUGCUGUGUGGACCGCGCCCUCCCCUCAGCCAGCUGGACCCACAGCUUCUGGACCGCUGCUGGCAGCCCCUGCUGGACCCGCUGCGCGCCUGCCUGCCCCUGGGACCCCGAGCGCUGCCCGCAGGCUUCCCCCUCCACGAGGACAUCCUCGGGCUGCUGCUGCUGCACUUGGAGCUGAAGCGCUGCCUCUUCACUGUGGAGCCCGCGCGGGACAGAGAGCCUUCCCCCCAGCAGCGGCGGCGUCUCCUCCGCUCCUUCUACACCCUGGUCACCGCCACGCACUUUCCACCAGAGCCAGGGCCACCAGAGGAGAAGGCGGAGGACGCUGCCUGCCAGCCUCACGUGCCCCGAGCCUGCUACCUGGCGUCAGGGACAGAGGAACCAGGCCGGGGGUGGCGGCUGGUGGCGCUGCAGCUGGGGCCGCGGCGGCUGCUGCUGCUGCUGUCUGCGCAGAGCCCCAUCCACGGGCUUCGGGGCCUGGCCACCCGCACGCUGCACGCCCUCACGCCUCUCCUCUGACACGCGGCGGACACGGCCUUAGCGUCUCUGUUUAUUCGCUCACAAUAAUACAAGACCCCUGGACGGGGAGGAGGCGGAGGGGCUAC
Condylura cristata (star-nosed mole) is the source of this 1514-nucleotide messenger RNA. It is a transcript of the gene FUZ, whose product is annotated as fuzzy planar cell polarity protein. The record is from RefSeq and is a predicted model, not a curated record. Gene Ontology annotation, biological process: vesicle-mediated transport; non-motile cilium assembly. Bases 178 to 1428 code for a protein of 416 amino acids. NCBI's taxonomy places the organism in Eukaryota, Metazoa, Chordata, Mammalia, Eulipotyphla, Talpidae. The transcript is spliced from 10 exons.